CAUGUAAUCGCCGUUGUACUUUUUAAGUAUGGUAAAGGAUGGAUAUGUUGUCCUGCUAACGUGCUAGUGAUUUGGGGGGGAUAAUCCCAGGUUUCUUUGAAGUUGAGUGAUCGGGCUUUUUUUAAAAGCUUUGUUCACAGAUGCCGCUCCAUAAAUACCCACCCCGGCUGUGGGAAGUACUAAAGUUAAAGGAAGGUAUUUACAGCCGCUUACCAGCUCACUACCUUCGAUCAAUUCAGGAGACCAAGGAACCUACCCCUGUACAUUGGAAACCCCAUGGAGUCAAGUACAAACUUAAUCCCAAAACUGGACAGCGUGAACGAGUGCAGGAUGUACCCAUACCAAUAUACUAUCCACCUGAAUCCCAGAAAGGUCUUUGGGGUGGAGAAGGAUAUAUCCAAGGGUUUCGGUAUGCCAACAAUGACAAGCUUUCAACCCGUUUGAGAGUGACCUGGAAACCUCAAUUGUUUAGUCGUGAGCUGUACAGCGAGAUUCUUGACAAGAAAUUUAAAAUCAGUGUCACCAUGAGGACUUUGGAUCUCAUUGAUGCAGCAUAUGGUUUUGAUUUCUAUAUUCUUAAGACUGGCAAGGAGGAUCUAAAUUCAAAACUUGGGAUGGAUUUGAAGCGUGCAAUGUUGCUACGUCUAGCCAGGAAAGAUACAGACCUUUAUCCAGAUGAUCCAGCAAAGAGGGAGGCCAUCUAUAACAAGUACAAGGAAUUCAUGAUGCCUGAAGAAGAGGCUGAGUGGGUUGGACUGAGCUUAGAAGAAGCUGUAGAAAAGCAGCGGGUACUUGAAAAGAAGGACCCAGUGCCUCUGUUCAAAGUGUAUGUAGAAGAAUUAGUCAGGGAAUUUGCAGUCCAGAAACUCUCAGAGCCAGAGGUGGUGGAGAAAUCAUAAAGAUAUGGCUGGCCUCGUCUCAGAGAAUUGCUUCAUUCCUGUUCUUGGGUCAAACUUAUUUUGAUUCCUGAUGAGGCACCUUGUUAAAAGACAUGAAGAUGACCUUAUGAAUUGUUUCUUGGGUGUUACAAAAUGCACCUGCUAAACAGCAAACUGGCAUAAGAAUCCAAUUACCAAAACUGAAUAGAUGGAUCCAUGAGAUGAACUUGUUCAUUUAGUAAAGGUUAUCAGAGUUUUAUUUUCCCCUAAGGUCACUCUUUUUAAAGAUAAAUAUAAGUACAUGGCUUAAUGAACCGUCCAGAUCACUGGCACUUAAUGCUGCUUUUAACACAGAUGUCAGCGCAUAUAAAAGAUCUACAGAUGUGAGUGAAUGACAAGGUUGAAGUAACAGCUCUUGCCCUAUGUUAUGGCACAUUCCUUGUUAAAGCUGUGCCUUGGAAGAAUUGAAUAACUUCAUUAAAGUACUUAGUUCAUCGUA
Molecule: messenger RNA, 1377 nt
Organism: Protopterus annectens (West African lungfish)
Lineage: Eukaryota; Metazoa; Chordata; Ceratodontiformes; Protopteridae
Gene: MRPL28
Product: mitochondrial ribosomal protein L28
Exons: 6
Coding region: 141-899 (252 amino acids)
Cellular component (GO): mitochondrial large ribosomal subunit
Molecular function (GO): structural constituent of ribosome
Source: RefSeq, a predicted model, not a curated record